GCAUGAGGAAGGACUGUAAAACUUUUGAAGAAGAAAGAAGCAGCUCAGGGAGUCUUGGAGUAAGCUCCAGCCCGGGUGGGCAUACACGACUCUGGACCCCCUGAAAAUUCUCUCUUCGGUUGUAAACACUGUCUUGGCCGGACCCUGGCAGUGCCAAACGGCUCUGUGUCACAUGAGAGGCCUGACUCCAGUCACGGAGAGCCUGCAGGCUAUUCUUAGAAGGAGGAAUGUACACAGUGGCCUCAUGGCAGACUCUACUGUGCCUAACUGUAAAACCUAGUCAUUUCUCUGCGCCAUGCAGCUCCUCAAACUUCUUACCGGAUUCAACUUUUUCACUUUUCUUCUUUCAUUUCUGCUCUGACCUGGUUGGAAAAUCGCAGUGGACGUCACAGACUCUCAUACACCAGAGGAUGGCUGUCACACCACAGAAAGUUUUCUCCUUCAAAGACUCUGAACUUCCCUGCUACCUUCUGGGCCAGCUCAACACCCUCCGGCAGGAGCGCAUCCUGACGGACGUCCUGCUCUGCAGCGAGCACCAGGAGAUCCCCUGCCACAGGAGCGUCCUGGUGUCCAGCAGUCCGUACUUCCGCGCCAUGUUCUGCAGCAACUUCCUGGAGAGCAGCCAGGCCCGCGUGAAUCUGAAGGGGAUCUCCUCAAACGUGCUCUCUGGAAUUGUGCACUACGUUUACACGGGCUGCAUCGCCAUCACCAUGGAGAUAGUGCUCCCGCUCAUGCAGGCGGCCUCCAUGCUUCACUACGGGAAUCUCUUCGAGGCCUGCUCCAUGUUCCUGCAGGAGCAGCUGAGCCCGGAGAAUUGUCUCAGCAUGAUUCGGCUGUCAGAGAUCCUUCACUGCGAAAGUCUGAAGGAAAGGGCAAAGGAGAUGGCGGUGAGGUGCUUCUCCGACGUAGCCGCCUCUGAGGACUUCUGUGAGCUGUCUCUUCCAGAGCUCAUGUGUUACCUGGAAGAUGACCGCCUCUGUGCGGAAGAGGAACAAGUGUUCGAGACGCUGCUGGCGUGGAUCCACCACGACCCCUUCUCCCGGCGCGGUGCCAUCCACGACCUCUUCAAGAAGGUCCGUCUGCGCUACAUCCACCCCACCUACCUCUUCCAGUUUAUUGCCAACGACCCUUUGGUGCAGUCGUCCACCCUCUGCACUGAGAUCAUCGAGUCAGUUCGCCGCCUGAUGCUCACAGCCAGCGCCAAGUGCAGCCGUGAGCUGAAGCCGCUGUGGACCACGCCGAGGCGCUACACCUGCAGAGAAACUCUGGUGGUCGUCGGGGGGCGCAAAAACAACGAGCAGACCUCCAGGGAAGCCUUACUGUACGACGAGAGGACUCAUCGGUGGGAGUGGUUGGCCAAGCUCCCCCUGCGUCUUUACAAAGCCGCGUACGUCUGCAUCCACAGCAUCCUCUACGUUCUCGGGGGCCUCAGCCUCUGCAUGGGCUCGGGCGACAGCUCAGUCAGCGCCACAGUCUACACACUGUCCCUCAAAACCAACCAGUGGAGGACCGCCGAGCCCAUGCUGGAGCCAAGAUACGCCCACCAAAGCGUGUCCUACCUGCACUUCAUUUUUGUGCUGGGGGGCAUCGGGGUGAAUAAGCGCAUCUCUCCAUCAGUGGAGAGGUAUAACAGUAUGUUUAAUAACUGGGAGACCAUGGCACCGAUGCCCACGGCAGCGCUCCAUCCAGCCGUUGCAGCCAGUGAUCAGAGGAUCUAUGUUUUUGGGGGGGAGGACGCCAUGCAGAACCCAGUCAGGCUCAUUCAGGUAGAAAAGGCCUCGUUGGGGAGGCAAACAGAAAAAGAUCUGGUCAAACAUCAGGUUUGGGGAAUAAGAAGCUCUGCUGCUUCUCUGAUCGUGCUGACGGUUGAUGUUUGUGUUGGAAUACAGGUGUAUCACAUCUCUCGCAACUUGUGGUCCAAGCUGGAGACGAGAACAGUGAAAAAUGUUUGUGCUCCUGCUGCUGUCAUUGAGGAGAAGAUCUACAUAGUAGGAGGCUACACCAAGCGAAUGAUCGCCUACGACACCAAAGCAAACAAGUUUGUCAAGUGUGAGAAUCUGAGAGAGCGCCGAAUGCACCACAGUGCCACUGUGAUCAACAACAAGCUCUACGUCACCGGCGGACGCAUCCUCAACGGCCACGACACCAUCGAGGACUCGGACUGCUUCGAGUGUUACGACCCCAAAACGGACAGCUGGACCUCAAAAGGCUCUCUGCCGUACAAGCUGUUCGACCACGGCUCCCUGCCGCUCGUAUGUGUCUCCAACAAGCCCAACCCACCGUGAGCCGCCAUCCCGUGUGCCGCCGAAGGUGAAGGUUUCAUCCCAUCUCUUUUUGCCAUGAUUUACUGGCCGGCUUGGUCAAUGGGAAACCAGCUCCGACUGACAGCAUUCCUUCACGCGGCUCAGUUUCUGCCACAGCCAGAAGGCAUGUGAGGCAUGAGAGUAAAGUCUGAGCAGAUAAACUUUGGAAGGCACCGGCGCUGGAAGUGGGAGAACGCGAAACGCAGACGUGUAGGCUGCAGAACCGGAAACUCUCUUAAGAGGAAGUUAACUAGAAACGUUAACAUCUUCAUUUCCCAGAUAGUAGUUUUGUGUGGCAGCUGCAGUUUACUUUUUAUGCACCAGUUAGAAAGAAAAGAAACUGUGCACAUUCAAAAAGUUGAUUUUUAUUAGUGAAAAUGGUUGAAAAUACAUUCCUAUUUAACCUACAUGAACUUAUCAGAAAGUAUUUAUUGAGGAAAGCUGUCAAAGAAGAAACUUCCAUGUAUUUGGCAGCACCAUUCCACUUUUAGGGAUUUUUUUCUGCUAAAUCUGUAUUUUUCUUGCUGUAGAUUUCAAUAAAGUUAGCAAACAAA
Molecule: messenger RNA, 2857 nt
Organism: Oryzias melastigma (Indian medaka)
Lineage: Eukaryota; Metazoa; Chordata; Actinopteri; Beloniformes; Adrianichthyidae
Gene: klhl38a
Product: kelch-like family member 38a
Exons: 3
Coding region: 228-2285 (685 amino acids)
Molecular function (GO): protein binding
Source: RefSeq, a predicted model, not a curated record